AUAGAAUUUUGGCUAAAAAAUUCCAAAAAAUUUACUAAAAGUUUGUAUUAAUCAUUUUGUUUACACAUUGCUUCAAAGGAUAUGGCUAGAAAGAUACCGUUUAAUGUGGUCUUCGCAUCUGAUGAAGAUCCAUCAUUUCCCGCCAGUGAACUCAAUUCACAUGGACCGACUGUGCAUGGUUGGCGCAGUGCAUCCAACAGUACAAUUAACCCACACGAUAUAAUAUUGCGGUUCCAUAGACCAACAAAAAUAUGUCGCAUACAAAUAUUAGCACAUCAGUAUUUAAUUCCUGAAAAAGUUGAAUUAUGGUUGCAUUACUCACCGAAAGGCAUACCGAGUACACCAUCUUCUCAGUGUUUUGAUUUUUUAGGGUUUGUUGCGCUGUCAGAUAAUUCAGCAACGAACUACAAAUCGCGAGAACUUCAAAGUGUUACCGUAAAUCCACGUAGAGGUACACAUUUAAAACUACGUUUAAGUACGGCCCAUUGUAAUACUUUUAAUACCAAUGGACAAAUUGCCUUAAUAGCUGUGAAUGUGCUGGGAGAAGAAUUGGAGAAAAAUUCUUCAAAUGAAUUGCAAAAUGAAGAACAAAAUGAAACUAAUUGUACCACAACAACUACAGACCAAUUGAUAACUGAAGGCGGUGCCGAACCUACAUUGGUAUCUAUAUGUGAUGAUCUUCUAUUUUCUAUGUAUGUUGAAGAGUCUGUUAGCGAUAUAAUACGUGAAAUGGAAGAGAAGAAAUCGAAAGCUGUUAACGAUGAGCGUUUUGAAUAUGCACGUAAACUAAAACUUUGUAUGACAUCAUUGCGGACCGCCGGCGAAAGACUGGGUCGCUAUUCAUUAGCAAAGCGGCAAGCCGUACAGCAGGAAGACUUUACUACAGCCAAGCUACGUAAGGAGCAAAUAGAAAUGUAUAAGUCUGCUGUUUUGAAAUAUUUACUUGUACAUGAUCUACUCGAGCCUAAUAACGAACCGAUUGCAACGAAUGACAUGGCCUCUGAAAUUUAUUCUUCGAAACCUGUAUUACCACCAGCACCAAGCUUACAAGAUGUAGCACAGGCAUUAGCGGAGGCACAUUUCGCUGCCACAAUGAGUCCUAAAAGCGCACAAGAUGAUAAGUCAUCAACAGAUGGUGGUAGUUCCGUUGGUGUUGUGGCUGGUAAUACUUCAUUGAGCACUAAUAAUAGCAUUGCCAACGAUAAUUUGGUAGCUCACUCUACCGCGAGUUUACGAAAAUCACAUGAUGAGAUACCAAUGUCGCCUAAACUGAAUACACGACGUAGUCCAAGUCGACAUAGCUCGCCGAUAUCAAGUCAUCAAGGCUCAUUAAGGCGUAGAAAUAAAAGUGCUCCACGAAAUUCUUAUGAAGACUAUGAGGAACGCGCUAUACCUACUCUUAGACAUUCACAUACUAAUGAAUUUUUAAGGGAAUGCCAAGGUACAGCCUUGCUGGAGGCCGAUCCCAAUCGUAGAGGGCGUUCGCAUUUGAGUGAUCGUGAACGUCGACAGGCUGCUUUACCUAUACUGGUGUUUGGAAACGAACUGGUUGAACAAUUUUAUUCUCGUCAAUUUCAAGAUCGUGAAGACGGUCUUAUACGUUUGCGUAACUUUUUGAAAGGACAUGAAACGGAGACUGCGACAAAUGCGAAUGGUGAUAAUGUGGCGGGUGCAAAUAAAGUUGCCCGCAGCUCUGCCUUACUAUUACAUCGUUCCGUACGUGAUGCUGUUUAUUCAGUAUUUAGUCAAGCCACAGAAACUGUGCGUAUGCUAUUCCUAGAGUAUGUGCCUGGACGCGUUUCUCAGAGUGAAGUUGCGCGCUGUGUGGAUCGUUUAUUACCCGAACUAUUAGCGAAAUCAGGCGAUCCAUCGGCACGUAUACACACACUGGCACAACACACAAUUUUGAGUAUAGCUGCCUGUCCGGAGGUUGCUGAGCAACAUUUAGUCGCACCAGCGCUAUCGCGUACGGUCGGUUCCGGUACACAUCCACGUCUGGCCUUAAGUCGUAUGCAAAUGUUGGAACAGUUAGUGUUGAGUCAAGGCAUCAGUACAGAUAAACAUAGUGGUUUGACAUGUCGUGCGCUAUCUGAAUGUGGUUGUUCAGGUAUUCAUCAUCCAGCGGAGCCGGUGCGUAAAGUAGCCGAAAGGAUUCUUUUGUUAGUUUACAAAGUGAAUCCACGACUUGUACGUAAACAGUUACCGCCGGAUGAUGAUAUAACGAGACGCAAUUUACUGUAUCGUCAAUUGUUUACUGAAUUUGAUAAAUUAGAUUUAGAACGUAAGAAAGAAAUGUUAGAGGCAAAUAAAUACUCUGGACACAGUUCCAGUGAUCCAACAUCUCCACCUUCGAAUCGUAGUAAUGAAGCGCGCACAGCAGCCGAACAACUACAAUUAGGUAGUGGUGCUAAUGUUGGCGACUGUGGUGGCUGUGACAGUCGUGGUAGCCCUUACGGCUUCAGAAAUAAGUCACCUGAUUCACAAUCGAGUCCAAUGCGAAGAUCUGAAACACGUAUACUUAAAAGUAAAAGUGGACAUUCAAUUGGUAGUGCUGGUGCAGUUGGCUCCAGUAACGGUUAUCCCAGUGGCAGCAGCAACAUAAAUACAUGCAAUGGCAAACAGCAAUACAACGAACAACUUAAAAGAUCGAUGAUAUCAACAAACAGUUCAAGAAAAAACUCAAAUUCUAAUUCAAACUCUGAGUCAUUGGAGGAGGCUCUUGACUUAAUACGCUGUCCGUUCUGUGAUUGGACUUGUCACAGUAAUGAUCAAUCGCAGUUAGAUAGACAUUAUUGGAAAACUUGUCCGUUCCUCACAAAAUGUCCUCAGUGCAGUCAAGUGCUUGAAGUUGCUGCUUUGAACUAUCAUUUAACAAAGGAGUGCGAAGCAAAGGAUAGUUAUGUCAUGUGUGAACGUUGUACGGAAUCAGUACACAAACAGCUUUAUGACUUACAUCAAAUGGAAGACUACUGCCGAGAGCUUAAAACUGGUGCAGCAAGAUGUCCACUGUGUCAUGAUGAUGUUCAUUUACCACUGGACGGUGGCUGGAAGCUACAUUUACUUAGUAAUGCUGGCUGUCCUGGUAAUACCAGACGCAGAUCGAGAAAAUCAAACUAAGCACAAAUGUUGCGUACGGAUAACGCAGGAAACUAAAUUUUUUCAAACAAAAUGUUUAAAAUUGAAGAAAAAAUACUACAAAAUUAAAAUUAAAAUUAAAAUUAUAGAAGCUCUUUAGGGACAUGUGCAAUUCUUAAGAUUUAAAUAUCUUAAACAAAAAAAAAU
Messenger RNA from Teleopsis dalmanni, 3282 nucleotides. RefSeq names its product centrosomal protein of 104 kDa. Bases 82 to 3117 code for a protein of 1011 amino acids. The transcript is spliced from 8 exons. The record is from RefSeq and is a predicted model, not a curated record. NCBI's taxonomy places the organism in Eukaryota, Metazoa, Arthropoda, Insecta, Diptera, Diopsidae. Gene Ontology annotation, cellular component: cilium.